Molecule: messenger RNA, 392 nt
Organism: Staurois parvus
Lineage: Eukaryota; Metazoa; Chordata; Amphibia; Anura; Ranidae
Source: the annotation of a GenBank genome assembly
GGGUCUCCAUACUUUCCAAACAAAGGGCCACUUUACUGUCCUUCAGACAGUGAGGGGACCGGACUGUGGCCAGUGGGAGUGGAAAAUGCACUGAGAGUAAAAAAUGCCCCAUCAUUGGUGUCAGUGGGAGGAAUAGUGCCCCAUCAUUGGUGUCAGUGGGAGGAAUAGUGCCCCAUCAUUGGUGUCAGUGGGGGGAAUAGUGCCCCAUCAUUGGUGUCAGUGGGAGGAAUAGUGCCCCAUCAUUGGUGUCAGUGGGAGGAAUAGUGCCCCAUCAUUGGUGUCAGUGGGAGGAAUAGUGCCCCAUCAUUGGUGUCAGUGGGAGGAAUAGUGCCCCAUCAUUGGUGUCAGUGGGAGGAAUAAUGCCCCAUCAUUGGUAUCAGUGGGAGGAAUAG